Drosophila pseudoobscura is the source of this 2884-nucleotide messenger RNA. It is a transcript of the gene Rga, whose product is annotated as CCR4-NOT transcription complex subunit regena. Gene Ontology annotation, cellular component: P-body; CCR4-NOT core complex. Bases 1123 to 2847 code for a protein of 574 amino acids. The transcript has 8 exons. Gene Ontology annotation, biological process: regulation of stem cell population maintenance; regulation of DNA-templated transcription; nuclear-transcribed mRNA poly(A) tail shortening. NCBI's taxonomy places the organism in Eukaryota, Metazoa, Arthropoda, Insecta, Diptera, Drosophilidae. The record is from RefSeq and is a predicted model, not a curated record.
AAAUUUUACAUCCCUAAUUCCUGUGUGUUUGUAUUCGUGACAGCCACAAAGUUUUUGCGGAACAUUUUUUGUGUACAAUUUAAAGCCAUUUGGGGCGCUAAAUAAUUGUUUAUUGCCUAUCAAUAGUAAAUUACACACGUUUCCCUACAACGAAGCGAAGUGCAUUAAACUGUGAGAGGCGUAAAAAAUACGCAAAUCACGCAGCGAAAUUUGCCCAAUUCGCUAGCUCGGGUGAAAUUUCAAUGAACUGAGAAAACAAAGACAGACACACACAGACACAGUACUUGUGCAGUAGGGAAAGAAGCAGAGACAACAGCGCAAUAGCAAGCAAUUAUUUACUUACAAAAUAAAACCACUACAAUAAUAUACAUAAACCAAGGCAAACAAUUGCAUUAAAACGCGUAAGACAGACGUUAUACCCAGACAUCAAGUUUCGUGCGAAGUUUGCCAAGUGUAGCAUUGUACGUGAAAUUUGUGGACCCCACAGCGGCGCAGAAAAUUGAAAACUUUUUGCCUCUGAAAGGCAUUAACAUCCUUCGGUACUCCUUCCCUCGUGAGCGACGAAGACCACGCUGCAUACAGACGAAGCAUAUACACAUACAUAUAUAUGCAAUAUAUUUAGGGACGACACGGCGCGGAAAAAUACUAACUAACCUCUCCUCUCGCUACCCACUACACUUUGCGCAUCAUCGCCAGCAUCGGGCUGUGCUUGUGUGCGUGUAAAGGGAAUACAUAUAUCCUGUGUGUCCCGUUUGAAUAUUUGCCGCCCGCCGCGCUCUUCUCUCUCGUGUGUGUGUGUGUGUGUGAGCGCGCAAACAACGCUGAACGCUAACCUCCGACUGCCCAUCAGAAUAAACGUAGGCCAGCAGCAGCAGAUCGCCCAAUUGCUUUCCCUUCGGCCCAUUUUUCCCUGUGCCGCCGAAACGGAUACGGCGCCAGGACCACGACGACGACAGCAACGACGUCCACCUUGUCGCCUUGGAAUGUUAAAUGCGGUGAGAACGAUCGGUUCAGUGUAUGUUGUUGUUGGUAGCAGUUCGAGUCGAUUGCAAGCGAGUGGAAAGCACACAUUAACAGUGGAAGUGGAAGAAGGCGCACUAUCAUCUAACGUUAAUUUAGAUUAUGGCGAAUUUAAAUUUCCAACAACCCCCAAGAAGCAUAGCGAACGCGGCGUUAGCUGGACGGACAACGGGCGGCUUCGGUGGUAGCUCUCUGACCGGCCAUGUAACACCCACGUCUGGCAUGUUCCAAACCGACUUUGCCAACUCUUAUCCAGGUGCAGCGAAUUAUGGGCAGACGCAGCAACAACAGCCACAGCAGCAGCCCCAGUUAUCGCCGAACCGCAAUGCGCAGCUAUCGGUUGGCGGGCCCGCCUUGUCGAGCGGCAGUCGAAACGCGAACCUUUUCGGACAGCGCCAGUUUGUGGAGCGGCGUGCCAUGCAGGGGCUAGGCAGUGGACCCAUGUCGAACAUGGGAAACUUCAUGCAGACGGGUCGCGGCGGCUACGGAACGGGUGGCGGUGGGGGUCCAUUGAACAACUUCCACGUGUUCGGAGGCAGUGGAGCUGAUGUCUCCACACCUGCCCUACUCGAUCCCACGGAGUUUCCGUCGCUAACGUCGCGCGGCCAGAACGACCAAACACUGCCCCAAUCGAAUCCGCUCCAGCCGCCGGGCAGCAAACCCUAUGGUAAUUUCUUUACCUCUUUUGGCAUGGUGAAGCAGCCGACGUCAGAGCAAUCGGAGUUCACGAUGUCCAACGAGGACUUCCCUGCGUUACCGGGCACUCAAAACUCGGAUGGCACAACGAACGCAGUGGGGAGCAGCAACAGCGGGGGCGUUGGCUCUGGCGGCUCCGCCACUGGCGGAGUCACAGAUAACCAUCUGGACGGCACGGAAAAGGCAAUGAACUCAAUUGUGGUCAGCGGAUCCAGCGGCACCAGUGGUACCAGCGUCGGCGUUGUAGGCGGCAAUGGUCUUGGCGCAGUCGGCAGUGGACUGGGCGGCGUUGUGGUCGGAGGUGGUGGUGGUGGCGGCAGCGGAGCCAUUGGUUCCGUUGGCAGCUCGCACGGUGGAUUGGUGGGUAGCAGUGGUGUCAACAGCGUGACAAGCAGCAAUGCCAUGAUGGGAGUCGGCGGCGGCCUGGGCAGUGGUAGCGGAAGCAGCGUUGGCGGCAGUGGAUGUGGUGUCGGCGAGCAUCUGAACGAUAAUUCCAGCAAUGAUAAACUUGUGAAGAGCGGCGUCCAAACAUCGCCGGAUGGCAAGGUCACAAACAUACCAGCGACCAUGGUGAACAAUCAGUUCGGCAUGGUAGGCCUGCUGACGUUCAUACGGGCCGCCGAAACAGAUCCCAACCUGGUAACGCUCUCUUUGGGUACGGAUCUGACGGGUCUUGGCUUGAACCUGAAUUCACAAGAGAGCUUGCAUACAACAUUCGCUGGACCGUUCGUGGAACAGCCCUGCAGAGCACAAGACGUUGAGUUCAACGUGCCACCCGAAUAUCUGAUCAAUUUUGCGAUAAGAGAUAAGCUUACGGCGCCGGUACUGAAAAAGCUGCAAGAGGAUCUGCUCUUCUUCCUCUUCUACACAAAUAUCGGCGAUAUCAUGCAAUUGAUGGCAGCUGCUGAAUUGCAUAGUCGCGAGUGGCGGUAUCAUGUGGAAGAGAAAAUAUGGAUAACUCGAAUUCCUGGCAUUAAUCAAUAUGAAAAAAAUGGUACAAAAGAGCGCGGCACCUUCUACUACUUUGAUGCGCAAAGUUGGAAACGAUUGUCCAAGGUUUUCCAAAUAGAUGCCGAGAAAUUAGAUAAAUGUCCCAAUAUAAGUGCGUUUAUGAAUGGACAGUCUGUAUAAAAUUAAUAAAACUGAAAAAAAUUGAAAAAAGAAAAAA